This is a messenger RNA of Grus americana (Whooping crane), 1561 nucleotides long. RefSeq names its product neuronal acetylcholine receptor subunit alpha-7-like. Gene Ontology annotation, biological process: regulation of membrane potential; chemical synaptic transmission; signal transduction. The transcript is spliced from 10 exons. Lineage: Eukaryota; Metazoa; Chordata; Aves; Gruiformes; Gruidae. Gene Ontology annotation, molecular function: transmembrane signaling receptor activity; acetylcholine-gated monoatomic cation-selective channel activity. The record is from RefSeq and is a predicted model, not a curated record. Bases 26 to 1561 code for a protein of 511 amino acids. Gene Ontology annotation, cellular component: synapse; postsynaptic membrane; neuron projection.
GAAGGAUAGCCAGCCUAUUUUAACAAUGCUCACAGAAAAGUGCUUGGGAUUUGUUUAUUCUGGGCUAUGUCUGUGGGCAUCCUUGUUCCUGUCUUUGUUAAAAGUGUCUCAGCAGGGUGAAAGCCAGAGACGGUUGUACAGAGAACUGCUGAGAAACUACAAUCGUCUUGAACGACCAGUAGCAAAUGAUUCCCAACCCCUUGUAGUCGAGCUCCAGCUUUCUUUGCUGCAGAUAAUUGAUGUGGAUGAGAAGAAUCAGGUGUUGAUCACAAAUGCUUGGCUGCAGAUGUACUGGGUUGAUGUUUACUUGUCUUGGGAUCAGUAUGAAUACCCAGGGGUGCAGAACUUGCGAUUUCCAGCUGACCAGAUCUGGGUACCAGACAUUCUUCUGUAUAACAGUGCGGAUGAAAGAUUUGAUGCAACAUUUCACACAAAUGUGCUGGUGAAUUACUCUGGAUCCUGCCAAUAUAUUCCUCCAGGCAUUUUGAAGAGCACGUGUUACAUUGAUGUCCGCUGGUUCCCCUUUGAUGUGCAGAAGUGUGAUUUGAAGUUUGGCUCCUGGACUCACAGUGGCUGGUUGAUUGACCUGCAGAUGCUUGAGGCUGAUAUGUCCAACUACAUCUCAAAUGGCGAAUGGGAUUUAGUGGGUGUCCCAGGAAAGAGGAAUGAGAUAUACUAUGAAUGCUGUAAGGAACCAUACCCAGACGUGACGUACACCAUCACCAUGCGCCGACGCACCCUCUACUACGGUUUGAACCUACUCAUUCCUUGUGUUCUCAUAUCUGGCUUGGCACUGCUUGUUUUCCUUUUGCCAGCUGAUUCAGGGGAGAAGAUUUCUUUAGGUAUCACUGUCCUGCUUUCCCUGACUGUAUUCAUGCUGCUGGUGGCUGAGAUCAUGCCUGCAACUUCUGACUCAGUCCCACUAAUAGCUCAGUAUUUUGCUAGCAUCAUGGUCAUCGUUGGUCUGUCUGUGGUGGUAACAGUGCUGGUUCUGCAGUUUCACCAUCAUGACCCACAAGCAGGAAAGAUGCCCAAAUGGGUCCGUGUCGUCCUGCUGAAUUGGUGUGCUUGGUUUUUACGCAUGAAAAAGCCUAGGCAAAAUAUAAAGCUCUUCUCUUGCAAAUACAGCUAUCCCAAGCACCAUCUGAGCAUAAACAGCAUGGAAAUGAAUGUGCUAUCUGGGCACCAGUCUGGCAAUGGCAACACGAUCUUUAGCUACCACAUGAUGGAAAACCCGUGCUGCCCCCAGAAGAAUGAUCUAGGUAGCAAGAGCGGAAAGUUUAGUUGCCCCUUGCCAGAAGAUAUUGAGUUUGUUCAAAAGAAAGCUUUAAUGGAUACUAUCCCGGUGUUUGUGAAGAUCCUGGAGGAAGUUCAGUUCAUAGCAAUGCGCUUCAGAAGACAAGAUGAGGGUGAAGAGAUCUGCAGUGAGUGGAAGUUUGCAGCUGCAGUCAUAGAUAGAUUAUGCCUGGUUGCAUUUACCCUUUUUGCUAUCAUUUGCACAUUCACAAUACUCAUGUCUGCUCCAAAUUUUAUAGAAGCUGUUUCCAAGGAUUUUGCAUAA